Messenger RNA from Micromonas commoda, 456 nucleotides. RefSeq lists its product with no specific name. Lineage: Eukaryota; Viridiplantae; Chlorophyta; Mamiellophyceae; Mamiellales; Mamiellaceae. Gene Ontology annotation, cellular component: RNA polymerase II, core complex; RNA polymerase III complex; RNA polymerase I complex. The transcript is spliced from 2 exons. Gene Ontology annotation, molecular function: DNA-directed RNA polymerase activity. Gene Ontology annotation, biological process: DNA-templated transcription. The coding region runs from base 1 to 456 and encodes 151 amino acids. The record is from RefSeq and is a predicted model, not a curated record.
AUGGCGCCCGCGGUGUCCGGCAGCGUGAUAGCCUACGAGGACAUCUUCGAGGUCAUCGACAGGGAUCCCGACGGCAAGAAGUUCGACAAGGUGUCGAGGUUUCGGUGCAGGAGUCAGUUCGAGGCGGACCUGGAGAUCGACAUCAACGUCGACAUCUACAAGCUCGACGUCGGGACGCGUUUCACGCUGGUGCUCUCCCCGACGCUGUCGCUGGACGGCACCCCGGAGGACCCGUCCUACGAUCAGACGGGUAAGGAGACCUUAGCCAGCUCGUACGAUUACGUCAUGUACGGCAAGGUGUUCAAGAAGGAGGACGAGAACGCGGGGGGCAUCCAGAAGACGACGGUCAUCGCCUCCUUCGGCGGCCUCCUCAUGAGGAUCAAGGCGGACCCGAAGAACCUCCAGGAGGUCGACAUCGACAACCGCGUGUACGUGUUGAUUAGGAAGAUCGCCUAG